AGAUAUGUUAUUGUAUUGUACAUUUUACCAAAUCAUUCAUUUACAUCCCAUGUACUAUAUGCACAUAUGGACACUAUGUUAAUCUUUUUAAACACAUUUUUACAACAACAAAUUGGCUAUACGUCAAAGUCUUGAUGCCUUUCUUCAUCUGCAAGUAAAAGCAUUAAUCACACACUAAGUUACCACACGUUUCCUUUUUUUGUGGAAUGUGUGCAUUUUUGGAAUCAUCCCAUGUGUGUGUGAAAGUCAAGGUCAUGUCUUUUCUGUUGCCUGAGCAUCUGGGUGAAUCAUUCAUCGGAGCACGAUUCAUGGAGGAUGCCGCUUACGCUAGAUGUGAGCAUUGUGUUUAUAGUUUGGUUGUCGACAUGCUUCCCUUCACGAGCAGCCACUCCAAAGAGAAGAUGUAUGUACUUUGCCAAGCCACAAAACACUGAAUUGACUAAGGUCGCAGGAAACAUAAGUGGCCAUUGGCAGCUCUGUGCCAUAACUGAAUGCUGCAUGGGUUACUUCCAGCUGGAGGAUGGAAAACCCAAGCCUGACCUCUUAGGUUGUACUAGAAACACGACAAACUGCCCCAACUCUUCAUGCCAUGCAUCAAUGUAUCAAAAAAAUAUUAUUGGGUGUGUGUGCAGCUCCGAUUUCUGCAACACGAACAUCACUUGGAACCAGAAAACCACGCAAAAUGACACCAAGCAACCUCAGAAGGCAUUUAAUACUACAAAUAUACUGAGCGCCAGCAUCCUAAUUAUUCCUGCUGGAGCUUUGAUUCUGUACAUUUUCCAUGCAAUUGCAAUGAAAUGGAGAAUUCUUCCUAAAUGCAGCAGACAAGUAACACGUCCAGACACACAUUAUAUCCUAGAGGUACUUAAUAAUGACCUGAGCAAACAACUGGAGAUGCAAAAGGUACUUGCUUGCGGCAGUUUUGCACGCGUGUGGCAGGGAACGUUCCAGGGAUCAUCGGUGGCUGUGAAAGUGUUUCCUCCAGCACUAAAACAAGAGUUCACCAAGGAGAAAGAUGUUUACAAGCUACCUCUAAUGAUGCAUUCUGGCAUCGUUAGAUUUCUUGCAAAUGGAAAAAUGGAGAACGAGUUUGUGCUUGUUUUGGAACUGGCAACCCAGGGUUCUUUGAAUGUAUUUCUAUCUAGAGUGAUGUGUGACUGGGCGUGUACGCUGAAACUAGCUCAGACCCUAUCGCAAGGAUUGGCCUAUCUGCAUACAGACUUACAAAUGAACGAAGCCUAUAAACCAGCAGUGGCUCAUUGUGAUCUCAGCAGCAGUAAUGUUCUGGUGAAAGCUAAUGGUUCUUGUGUUCUGUGUGACUUUGGAUGCUCCACGGUGCUAGAGCGCAAAGCCUUGCAGGGUUAUACUGGCAUGGUAGAGGGCAGAAUUCAGAUGGGGACUCUGCAGUACAUGGCGCCUGAGAUUUUGGAGGGAUGUGUCAAUCUGAGCAGCGGUCGAUGUUUGCUGCAGGGAGAUGUGUACUCCUUAGGACUACUGCUCUGGGAGCUGCUGAUGCGGUGUUCUGACCUCUGCAAUGAUUUUCCGGUUCCAGAACAUAUGUUGCCCUAUGAGACGGAACUGGGACGCAAUCCUUCCCUUGAACACCUACUUACCUUUGUAUUAGAGAAAAGAUUGCGUCCAACUAUACCUCGUCCAUGGGCCAGGGUUUCUCAGGGACCGCUUCUCCAUGAGCUCCUUGAAGAUUGCUGGGAUCACGAUGCAGAUGCAAGACUCACAGCAGAGUGUGUGGCCAACAGGCUAGCUUCUUUACCUCCCCGAUGUUGCUUUGUAAUGAAUGAAGUUGGAGUGUAAAUUUAAUGUUGAACAUUAGCUGAUAAUAUAAUAUUAGAGAAGAUAAAUGGAAGAUUGUUUUCAUUGCAUUGAAAUUGCAUUUGUAAAGAAAUUCAGGUAAAAUUUAAUUUCAAUAGCACAGACAUUUAUUUAGGUGCAUUAAGUCUUUUUAGAUGUUGGUUUUAAACGGCAUGUCCGACAACAAUUUAACACUUUCAACUCCCUUUUUCACACUCUGCUAGAUGUUCUUACUGGAUGGUAUUUGGUUAGCUCUACUAAUAUCUUCUAAUUAAUAUCAAGGUCUUCAUGGGUUAACAUCUCUUCCUGCAGAAUAAAGAAAUUUCUCUUUUCACCAUUACUGCUACUCUUAUGUAAUAUCUUACACGCCAAUAAGAAAGGACUCAAGUCUUCAGAGACAUUUGAACAAGGGAUGUGAAAAUAAAAUACACUUACAGUCAUUCUACAGAAAAGGUGAGAUUUGAGUCAUAAAUAUCUGCUGAAAUGUAU
Clarias gariepinus (North African catfish) is the source of this 2298-nucleotide messenger RNA. RefSeq names its product anti-Muellerian hormone type-2 receptor-like. The record is from RefSeq and is a predicted model, not a curated record. Lineage: Eukaryota; Metazoa; Chordata; Actinopteri; Siluriformes; Clariidae. The transcript has 11 exons. Gene Ontology annotation, biological process: BMP signaling pathway; protein phosphorylation; cellular response to growth factor stimulus. Gene Ontology annotation, cellular component: plasma membrane; signaling receptor complex. Gene Ontology annotation, molecular function: transforming growth factor beta receptor activity; ATP binding. Bases 316 to 1812 code for a protein of 498 amino acids.